AUGCCGACACGCUCUUCGACCCAGCAAGAAGCCCGAGAAUCGGCGCUUCGAAACGAAUUGCAGAGUGUGCGGAAUAUCAAUCAAGUAAUUGAGAGUCUUCUCACGAGUCUGGACCAUGCCAAGGGAAAUAUGGACAAUGUUUCGCGCACUGUCGAUUCUGCUUCUACUUUGCUCAAUACAUGGACCCGCAUUCUAUCCCAAACCGAACACAACCAACGAUUGAUCCUGAACCCCAACUGGCAAGGUGCUGUUCAGGAUGUCGCCGAUAUGGAGAACGAAGAGCUCCUUAAGCAACAGGCUGCCGAGAGGCGCGAACGAGAACUUCAACAACAGCGGGAAGUCGCUGCCCGAAGGGCCGAAGAGCAGGAGCGGAAGAGAGCGCUGGUCGCUGGUACCCGUGGAACGCGUGGCACUACCCGAGGAAGAGUCGUUCGCAGCACCGGAUUGGGCAGAACCCCGAGUGUUUCUUAUUCAGGGACGAGUGGUAGUUCUCGGACCACGACCUCCACCGCAACCAGAGGAUCUAGCACCACGACAACUCGGAGACCGGUAAGCGGGAUUGCUCGAGGAUCCGGGGCGACGCGUGGACGCGGCCGAACAUAG
This is a messenger RNA of Aspergillus terreus NIH2624, 603 nucleotides long. RefSeq names its product DASH complex subunit DUO1. The transcript has 2 exons. The record is from RefSeq and is a predicted model, not a curated record. Gene Ontology annotation, biological process: mitotic cell cycle. The coding region runs from base 1 to 603 and encodes 200 amino acids. NCBI's taxonomy places the organism in Eukaryota, Fungi, Ascomycota, Eurotiomycetes, Eurotiales, Aspergillaceae. Gene Ontology annotation, cellular component: DASH complex; mitotic spindle.